CUGAGUUAGUCAUAAUAUUUUGACUGAGCUUCUCCUACUGUGCGUCUCUUCCUCCUUCAGACUUGAAAGGAUUCACAUUUUCGUCGCACUCAACUCAGUAGUGUUCAACAAUGGACGAAGCUGAAUUUCAACGCCUUCUCCAACUCUUCCCCGUUGUUCGUUCUCGCGAUUACUAUGCCGAACAAAGAUCAUCUAGGCGGUCGUCCAGACAAGCUUCUGGAUCUGCAAAGGAUGAGUAUAGGGAAUGGCAAGAUGCUUGGAAUGAAAGAGAUAUAAAUUUCGAGAACCAAGGAAAUAACCCACAUUCAUUUUGGAGCAAGCUAAAGUCAGAGGCUGCUAAGAAGGUUGGUCCAGAAGAGGCCGAGAGAUUUUGCAAGGCUUUCCAACAAGUUCACAAGAAACUGGUACGUACAAUUUCAUAGGAAACCUAAUAAUUU
Molecule: messenger RNA, 437 nt
Organism: Arachis duranensis
Lineage: Eukaryota; Viridiplantae; Streptophyta; Magnoliopsida; Fabales; Fabaceae
Exons: 5
Coding region: 111-422 (103 amino acids)
Source: RefSeq, a predicted model, not a curated record